CUGUACUGGGGGCGGCUUCUUCGGCGGCUCUUCUGGCGGUCGUGUACGCGGAAGUGGCGGCCAUUCCUUUGUGGAGAGAGAUCUGGCAGCCGACAUGGCUACCAGAAAUUUACGCCUACUUUUUAUGCAGAUGACGUACGCUGCUUACGUGUUCGCCAACUUGACGUGUCCCCUGAGCGCCGAGAGCGCCGGAUUGACCGACAGCAGUACGGCCCUUUGUUUUCCGGUUCGACGCGGAGCGCUGAUCACGACACCUUUCGACUCUGACGGCACCUGCCCGACUCUUCGCUUCUCGGAUCUACAAGGAACACUGGACGCCACAGCGACACCUGUGGUUGAACAACUCGUCUGCUGGCAACAGGGGUCAUCCCCGGACAGAAAACUACAUAAGCAGCUGCCUCGCCACGCCACUCUGGGAUCUGGCGCCGACAUGGCUACCAGAAAUUUACGCCUACUUUUUAUGCAGGGGAUCCAGAACCGAGCCUGGACAACACGGAAGCAUCGAACUUUUCAAGCACCAGCGGCAAGGAAGAAGCGCCAGAUAGUCGCAGAAGCGAAUGACAUAUCGAAUAAACUGAAUGUUCUCGGAUCCUUAAGACAGACGGGGAAAACUGGCAUGCAAAAGACCAGUAGACAUGGAAAAGGCAUGGUGCUCCUAGUUGUCCAAUCCUUGCGCUAUCGGGUAUUUCUCGAGACACCCCACCAUCCCCGUUGAGAUGAGCGUAUUAUGAAGUGUGAUGUGCGUGCGAUGAAUCAUGCUAGUGGGAAAUAUAUAUCCAUAUUUACAUUGAUGAUUUCCAGCUUGCGAAUCGCACCGCUCC
Molecule: messenger RNA, 821 nt
Organism: Dermacentor andersoni
Lineage: Eukaryota; Metazoa; Arthropoda; Arachnida; Ixodida; Ixodidae
Source: RefSeq, a predicted model, not a curated record